Molecule: messenger RNA, 1137 nt
Organism: Lachancea fermentati
Lineage: Eukaryota; Fungi; Ascomycota; Saccharomycetes; Saccharomycetales; Saccharomycetaceae
Source: the annotation of a GenBank genome assembly
AUGGGAAUCAAGGGCCUCAAUGCCAUCAUCUCGGAGCAUGUGCCCUCUGCCGUGCGCAAGAGCGAGAUCAAGAACUUCUUUGGCCGCAAAGUGGCCAUCGACGCGUCCAUGUCGCUCUACCAAUUCCUCAUCGCCGUGCGCCAGCAGGACGGAGUCCAGCUCGCCAGCGAGUCCGGUGAAACCACGUCGCAUCUCAUGGGCAUGUUCUACCGUACGCUCCGCAUGGUUGAUAACGGCAUCAAGCCCUGCUACGUCUUCGACGGCAAGCCUCCCGUGCUCAAGGCGCACGAGCUCGAUAAACGUACCUCGCGGCGUGCGCUCUCGGAGCAGAAGCUCGAAGAGGCCGUCGACGAGGCCGACCGUAUGAAGCACGAGCGGCGCCUGGUGCGUGUCACUCCUGAGCACAACGCAGAGGCCAAGAAGCUGCUGGGCCUCAUGGGCAUCCCGUACGUCGAGGCCCCGGGCGAAGCCGAAGCCCAGUGUGCAGAGCUCGCCAAAAAGGGCAAGGUCUACGCCGCCGCCAGUGAAGACAUGGACACGCUGUGUUACCGCACCCCGUACUUGCUGCGCCACCUCACGUUCUCCGAGGCCAAGAAAGAGCCCAUCCACGAAAUCAACGUCGAGCUCGUGCUGCAGGGCCUGGGGCUCACCAUCGAGCAGUUCAUCGAUCUCGGCAUCAUGCUGGGCUGUGACUACUGUGACAGCAUCCGCGGCGUGGGCCCCGUCACUGCGCUCAAGCUCAUCAAGGAACACGGCUCCCUCGACAACAUCGUCGAGUUCAUCCGCUCGGGCGAAGCCAACACCAAGUGGAAAGUGCCCGAAAACUGGCCCUACAAAGAAGCUCGCGACCUGUUCCUGCACCCAGACGUCGUGGACGCUGCCAACGUCACUUUGAAAUGGGCCGAACCCCAGGAGGACGCCCUGGUCGACUACAUGUGCCGCGAGAAAGGUUUCAAUGAAGAGCGGAUCCGCUCCGGUAUCAAGCGUCUACAAAAAGGUCUCAAGACCGGCGUACAAGGCCGCCUUGACGGUUUUUUCAAAGUAAAGCCCAAGACGAAGGACCAACUUGCCGCAGCUGCAGCCAAGGCCAAGACCGCCAAGAAAACAAAGGGCAAAGUGGGCAAACCUAGAAGAUAG